Telopea speciosissima is the source of this 1090-nucleotide messenger RNA. RefSeq names its product 3-hydroxyacyl-[acyl-carrier-protein] dehydratase FabZ-like. The transcript has 4 exons. The coding region runs from base 71 to 790 and encodes 239 amino acids. Lineage: Eukaryota; Viridiplantae; Streptophyta; Magnoliopsida; Proteales; Proteaceae. The record is from RefSeq and is a predicted model, not a curated record. Gene Ontology annotation, biological process: fatty acid biosynthetic process. Gene Ontology annotation, molecular function: hydro-lyase activity.
UUUUACUUUAGAUCGAUUGCCUUCUGCUGAUCCGUCCGCGUCGACUCUUGUCUCCACUUCUUCGUCUGCCAUGGAAGCUACUGCCUUCUCCAAUUCCUUCUCAUCUCCACAUACAUCUCAUUCGACUCUCAAUCCGAGGUCCCUCGACCAUGGCUUCUUAGCUCCUCCACCUGCCUUCUCUCAAAGAACCAACUCCUUGCCUCGAAUCUCUGUUUCCAACCCUAGAUCUCGUGUUUUGUCUGUUGCAUCCAAGAACAGGAGUAACUUCAUCACUCGCUGCUCCGCAAACGGCGCUGAGAAUGCAGAUAAGGAGAUACCCAUCGAAAAGAGAUAUCCUGCAUUUCCAACCGUUAUGGAUAUUAACCAGAUUCGUGAGAUUUUGCCGCACAGGUUUCCAUUUCUUCUGGUGGAUAGAGUGAUCGAAUACAAUCCUGGGGUCUCAGCUGUCGCAAUUAAGAAUGUAACAAUAAAUGAUAACUUCUUCCCUGGACAUUUCCCUGAGAGGCCCAUUAUGCCCGGUGUUCUCAUGAUUGAGGCUAUGGCCCAGGUUGGAGGAUUGGUGAUGCUGCAACCUGAUGUGGGUGGCUCUCGUGAAAAUUUCUUCUUUGCAGGAAUUGACAAAGUAAGGUUCCGGAAGCCAGUGAUUGCAGGUGACACCUUGGUCAUGCGAAUGAAACUUGUUAAGCUGCAGAAGCGCUUUGGAAUAGCCAAAAUGGAAGGGAAGGCAUAUGUUGGAGGGGAGGUAGUAUGUGAGGGAGAGUUCUUGAUGGCUACUGGUAGUAGUGAAUAAAGUGUAGGAUUCUUCUUUUUUUCCCCUUCAAUUGAGUUUCCUUUACAAUGCAAAUGUAGCGGCUACCAUCUGAAGUCUUAUAUUUUUUCCUCUCUUUUGGCAAGAAUAUUAGAAUGGAUAAGUAACAACAUGGAUUUUAUGCAGCACUUACAAGCUGACUUAUAUAAGUAGAUUCUACUUCUUAGCACUGUGAUGAUUCCUUCAUGUUCAUUUAGAUGAGCUUGUUUUUGUGGUACCAACUGUAACUAGUACUUGAUCUCAAAAAAGGAAAAGCUGUACUUAGUCAGGAUUCUUGAUUUC